Molecule: messenger RNA, 617 nt
Organism: Poeciliopsis prolifica (blackstripe livebearer)
Lineage: Eukaryota; Metazoa; Chordata; Actinopteri; Cyprinodontiformes; Poeciliidae
Product: zinc finger and SCAN domain-containing protein 21-like
Exons: 3
Coding region: 105-509 (134 amino acids)
Source: RefSeq, a predicted model, not a curated record
ACUGCACUUACUGUUGGUUCCCUGGGAAACCAACACCGCCAGAUCAAAACAAACCAUUAAUCUGCAAGGACACUUUGGACUUCUCUCACAGUGCUAAAUCAAACAUGGAGGACUUUCUGGUGAAAGACAGCAACAACAACACCAGCCCAAUGAUGUAUUUUCCAGCCAACACUAGUGGCGCCCACCUGAACGUAGUUCACGAUGAGAGUCUGAGCAGAGCCUGCGACACUCAAGGUGAUCAGCUCCCCCGACCCGAAGAGAACAGACCGCUUUUUGAGAGUCUUCCUGCUUUGCCUAAGAAGCUUGUCACCAAACGCGGGAGGAGGACGUAUAUCUGCGACCAGUGUGGGAAGACCUUCCGGAGGAAAAGGCGUCUGACGGCCCAUCUGCGGAGUCACGGUGUUGAGAGGCCGUACAACUGUGUCCAGUGCGGGAAGAGUUUUUUUCAGAAGGGGAAUCUGACGAUCCAUCAGCGCAUCCACACCAGAGAGAGUUUACCUCAGGCCUGAACUGGAGGGAAGUUUAUCAGAACCUUGUCAAUGUACAUUGACCGGACGGUGUGAAAUGUACAUUUGAACUUAACAGCUUAAAUAAAUUAAUUAGUAAGAGCAAAGUAA